Messenger RNA from Rhipicephalus sanguineus (brown dog tick), 741 nucleotides. RefSeq lists its product as uncharacterized. The record is from RefSeq and is a predicted model, not a curated record. The transcript has a single exon. The coding region runs from base 1 to 741 and encodes 246 amino acids. NCBI's taxonomy places the organism in Eukaryota, Metazoa, Arthropoda, Arachnida, Ixodida, Ixodidae.
AUGCGGUCCCUUCGUGAGGUCCUGGCUGCCGAUCGAGACCUAGCCCUACAUGACCAGACGAACCAAGGGAAUGUCCUGGCCUGCGUGGCGGUAGACCGGGCGAGUUGCCACUUAAUGCGAACGGGGGCCUACACCCAUUUCUCCGACUGGCGAUUUAUCCACCGGACCCGACACAACCUCCACCCCCUGAACGGCGCCCGGAUGAGGGGACAGGCGGAGCGCGACCAGCGGUUCCGCGUUUGUGGCUACUCUCGCGAGAUGCCGCCACACGUGGUGUGCCACUGCAUGGCUCAUAGCACCACGUAUACGGCGCGACACAACGGCGUGGUGGAGCGCCUCCGCACUGCUGCAUCGCCCCGCUUCACCGUGACCUUCGCCAACCGCUCCGCCGGCGAAACCAACUUGCGACCCGACCUCGUCUUUGUGAGCGGAGAGGAAGCCAUCGUUCUCGACUUGGCCUGCCCGUUCGAGAACACGCCCGACUCCCUCACCAACACGCGCAACGAAAAGGUGGCAAAAUACGAGCCUGUGGCCGCCUACCUUCGGCGUCGCUACCAGAGCGUCAUCGUGGCCGCGAUCGUCGUGGGAGCCCUCGGCACAUGGUAUCCUGCCAACGACACCGUGCUUCGGCGACUGUGUGCGCGCCGGUAUUUACGCCUGUUCGGGCGCCUAUGUGUUAGUGAAGUGAUAGCGGCCACGCGGGCGAUUUAUCAUGAGCAUGUGCGCGCUGGCCGGACAUAA